Molecule: messenger RNA, 1673 nt
Organism: Syzygium oleosum
Lineage: Eukaryota; Viridiplantae; Streptophyta; Magnoliopsida; Myrtales; Myrtaceae
Product: zinc finger CCCH domain-containing protein 16-like
Exons: 11
Coding region: 1-1398 (465 amino acids)
Source: RefSeq, a predicted model, not a curated record
AUGAAUGAUGAGAUCCACGCGAUUGAGAAAAAUGAUACGUGGGAGCUCACAUCUCUCUCGGAAGGCAAAAAGUCCAUCGGUGUGAAAUGGGUCUAUAAGACCAAGUACAAGCCUAAUGGUGAUGUUGAUCGGUUGAAGGCUCGUCUCGGAGUCAAGGGUUACAAACAAAAACCCGCGAUUGACUAUUUUGAGAUGGAUGUCAAGUCCGCAUUUCUCAAUGGCGUACUUGAGGAGGAAGUGUAUGUGGAUCAACCUGAAGGUUAUGUCAAGAAAGGACAAGAGGGCUUUGUCUACAAAUUGAAGAAAACUCUUUACGGCUUUAAGCAAGCACCGCGAGCGUGCUGUCAGUAUGGUGAAAGGUGUAAAUUUUUCCAUCCAACUCAGCAGCAGUCCCGGCCUAAUGCCUAUGGAUUUGGCAUGCAUAGUGGCACAAACCAACAGCAACAGCCCAAUCCUUUUGGAUUUGGUGUUCAGAGUAGCUCUCAGCCAAGACCAGCUGCUGAUUUUGCGUUGCAGCAUAACCAGUUCAAGCCUUUCGAAAAUGAGUGGACUCGCUUCUCUCCUAUUUCUAAUGCUUCGGCCACUUCAUCUCAUCACCCUGAUAAUCAAAUUCAAUCGGGAAAUCACAAAUGCACAGAUCCGGAGUCCUGCAAACGAUUAAUUGUCGAAGAUUUUGAGCAUGAAAGACCGUCAUGGAAGCUCACAUGUUAUGGUCAUUGCAAAUAUGCUCCAUGCGAUAUUAGUGGCGACAUUAGCUAUGAAGAAUUGCGGUCUGCAGCAUAUGAUGAUGCUAAGCGCGGGUUGAGCUUGCAGUCAAUUGUCGAGAGGGAGAGGAAUGCACUUAACUUCAAAUUGACUGAGUUUGAGAAUUUGCUCCGUAGCCCAUACGUGGCUCCACCGUCCUCAACUGCUAGCCAAAGCGCACGCCUUGGUUUUGGGGCAAAUACAUGCUCAUUAUCAGCUCAAAAUACUGGCCAAUCUGUGGCCUCGAGUUUUGGUGUGCUUCAUGCAUCAUCUAAUGCGGGGGGAUCAAGGCAAGAAUCUUCCUGUUCCACUUUGUUAGGUAGUCAUUGGAGGCAAUAUCUGAAUUCCUCUUUAAAGUAUUCCCUAUGUGCCUUCAAACACUGCUUCGGGGAGUCUAAGUUCUUCAACUUUGCAGCAGACGCAAGUGCAUUUGGUCAAAGUUAUUUGCCCUCUGGAGGUACAGUCUCACAACAAAUGCUGAAUCCAACAAACAACAACUUCAACAUUGUUGUUGGACAAAAAGCUGUUGAUGAUCAACAAAAAAAUAAUGUGCGUCAGAGCGGGCAUGAAUCAAGAGAUGCCAGUGUUUGGCUGAAAGAGAAAUGGCGCCCUGGAGAGAUUCCUGAAGAGGUGCCUCCCGACACAUUCAUUUAGAAGGCCAUAUUGAGAUGAUAGGCGUGACUGUCAAUUGUUUUAUUAUUAUUUUUUCUUUUAAGUACAUAAUCUACAGAUAGAGCCCAACCAACCUUUCAUUAUCUUUUGCUUCAUUAUUUCAAGCGGCUUAGUAGGUUAAAAUGAUCAAAGAUCGGAUUUGUUUGUGUUGUUAGGAUGAGGCAUCCGUGGGAUUCUGCAAUGUUUUGAGGGGAGUUUGUCUGUAAUGUUUAGUAUUAUUUUUGGUGGAAAUCAUGGAUUUGUGUUUUCUGUUUUAA